AUGUUCAAAAGUAAGCAGUUUAAUACACCAAAUAGUUCUUCAUUUGUGAAUACUGAUGAAAAUAUUCACAUUCAUCAAACACCGACAUUAUCUAACUACCAUCUUAAUACCUUAGAGAACCAAAGUGAUGAUGAUGUUGAAACAUCAUUUACGCGUCACGGAAUCCCUGCUCCGGCUGAUUUAGAUUCCGAAGACGAGGAUAUUUUUGACAUACGGCCUAAAAAGAUUAUAAAAUCGACUGUUUCACAAACAAUUGCCCAUAAAACUGAAAAUCUACUAAUGCCACAUCAGGCUAAGGUUGACGUAAACAAUACAGUGAAAUCAAAUCAACCGUCUUUGAUUAUUAACAACCUUCAACAGCCGCUCCCACCUGAAGAGUCGUCAAUUGCUAAUAGUGACUCUGAUUCUGAAAAUACUUCCGGUACUGAUACAUUUAAUGAAAUUUAUGAUAGUCAUUCGGAAUCAAAUGUUUCAAGUUUGUUUCAAGACGAAAAUGAAGCGCCUGAAGAUCAAUGGACCGACAUUUUAACUACCGAUGAAGUCUACUUUACACAAAAUGAAUUAAAAAGCGAAAUAAAAAUUCCACCGAAUGUGAUUCUAGAAGAGCCACUUGAUUACUACAAAUUAUUUGUUACCGAAGAGGUCUUCGUUAAAAUGGUGGCAAAAUCUAACAAGCAUGCAGCUCAGUAUAUAAGUUUACAUGUUAUAAAGUCAAAAUCUCGUUUAAAACGCUGGGAGCCAACUACUUUUAAGGAAAUGCAAAUGUUAAUAGGUCGAUUUAUAGUGAUUGACGAAACAAUGAUACCUUGGAAAGGACGGCUUAAUUUUCGCCAAUACAUUAAAAACAAGGCACACAAAUAUGGCAUCAAGCUAUAUAAACUGUGCACACCUGAGGGUUACACGUACUCACUAAUGGUUUACACAGGGAAGGAUGAAGAAAAUUCGGGGGCAGGUCAUGGGUACGAUGUAGUUCUCAAAUUGACUAAGAAUUUGUUACAUGAAGGUCGAACUCUUAUAGCAGAUAACUUUUAUACGUCGGUUUCAUUAGCCGAAGAAUUACUGAAAAGAAAUACAUAUUUAUGUGGUACCGUGAGAACUAAUAGGAAAGGGUUACCCAAGACAGUCAUAAGUACAAAAUUAAAGAAGGAAGUUAUUGGAAAUUAUUGGAAGAAUGAACAAUGGAGUCAAAAUAAUAAAAUGGAUGAAUAA
Messenger RNA from Arctia plantaginis, 1209 nucleotides. The record is from the annotation of a GenBank genome assembly. NCBI's taxonomy places the organism in Eukaryota, Metazoa, Arthropoda, Insecta, Lepidoptera, Erebidae.